UUAGAACUCAGCUCUGUCACUCAUGAUGGAGCGAUAUACGCUCCCACAGAAGCUGUUAUUUAUAAAAACGUACUACAGCACAACGAGACCACAUUCGUUUGCAGUAGCGGUGUCCAAGCUAAGAGAAAUGCUUGAACCUGAGUUAGUUCCUACAGAAGAUGUGCUUCGUGAGUUGAUCCAGAAAUUUCGAACAACUGGUUCAAUAGUUAAUGGACCUCCUCAGCUUCCGGCGCAAAAGCCGGCGGCAGUUAGAAAAAUUGCCAACGUCCAGGAAGUAAUUGUGCCACCCAUAAGCGACUUCUCUAGCUCAGAAGAAGACGAGUUACCUCAGAAGUCUUUCGAUCAGCACCAGUAUCAUGAAAGGUAUCAAAUUCAGAGUAAUGGGUACACCUCUAGAAGAAAGUCAGACCCCAGAUUGCCGGCGAUGAGACCUUCAAAGGUACCUCGCCAAGAGCAGCAAGCCGUUUCUGCAUCUACAGUAGUAGUAUCUAGUCAACAAUUGCCGAUUUCUCAAAUGACCGUCUCAGGUUCGAUGCCAUGUAGCGACCCGUAUUCAGUCGACGCACCGAUAGCUUUCAUUGCAACUCUUGAUUACCCCGAAUCCGCGGACACAGAAAAUGCCGAACUCGAACCAUCUAUAAAACUUGAAGUUAAAGAAGAAGUUGUUGAGCCAGAGGAUAGUAACCAACAAUUCGUUAUGGCCACUAAACAUGAACAACAGAUCUCUUGUAGUGGCGAGGAAAGUUAUCAGGAGAGCGGGUUGCCAGAUUUUACGUUGUCACAAAUUAAACAGGAGAUCAAGUCGGAAGUCCUCGAUGAAAUACCGCCGGAAAGACUUGAUCAGGGGUUAACAACUCCGAUUAUCGUUAAGAUUGAACCCAAAGAUAACGAUGAAAACCUUUUAGGAAUAUAAUUCUCCAGGGUGUUUUAUAUUGGCUAGUGAUUUAUCAGGAAAAUGUAUCUUACCUUUAAGCAACUGAAAUAAGACUACUUGUGAAUGAUAACGUCUAAUAUGAAUAAUUUGAAUUGCAAACAUGGGGUGCAAUUUGAGGUAUCGUUUGUAAAAAGAAAACUUCGAUAUGUGUUAGCAAUAAAUAUCAAUCCAGGAUUAUUCGCACACAUUCGCUCAAGGACGGGCAGUGAAAUAAACUAUGUACGUUAUAUUAAUUAAAAGACGACUAGAAUAUCUUGUUAUUAUUAUUUAUUUAAUAGGCUUGAGUGCGUCACAACUGCGCAAGGCAGAUACCUGGUCAUAGUUGUACCAGUUCUAUAUGUUACCUCAUAUGUUUGUGCGCUAUAUGAAAACGGGUUGCAAGAUCUAAAUAGUAGAUCGAUCUAUUUGAGAGUCUUGGCUAGGACUUCAUCAAUUUUCGAGAUGGGAUAUACUAUGGACUACGAAAACUUAGCACAGGCCUUUCUAUGAGGUGUAACAUGUACAAAUAAACGUCUGCCCGAAAAAAUUACAUUAGUGCACGACUGUAUAAAUGGGAAAACCGGUACAGGAAGUCGUAUGAUACUUUCAAUUUUAGAAGCCCUAAACAUACUUUAGUACUUUAAAUCGAUUAUUAUCU
Messenger RNA from Varroa destructor (honeybee mite), 1571 nucleotides. RefSeq lists its product as uncharacterized. Lineage: Eukaryota; Metazoa; Arthropoda; Arachnida; Mesostigmata; Varroidae. The record is from RefSeq and is a predicted model, not a curated record.